This is a messenger RNA of Fusarium vanettenii 77-13-4, 3258 nucleotides long. RefSeq names its product glycosyltransferase family 2. The coding region runs from base 1 to 3258 and encodes 1085 amino acids. The record is from RefSeq and is a predicted model, not a curated record. NCBI's taxonomy places the organism in Eukaryota, Fungi, Ascomycota, Sordariomycetes, Hypocreales, Nectriaceae. Gene Ontology annotation, cellular component: cell septum; cell periphery. The transcript is spliced from 2 exons. Gene Ontology annotation, molecular function: chitin synthase activity.
AUGUCCGGGGCAUACCCCGAGCAUCUGGAUGACCUCGAGAAGUAUACUACAAACGAGGAACGUGAUCGUGUAUCUCCUCUCCCUCUACCUCCAGCCUACUCCCUCACCGUGGCCGAAUCACAGUCCCUGCUGCCCCGCGAUGCGAUGUCUGGAGGACUUUCUGCAAAGCUGCAGAACAAAAAGAGCAAGAACAGCAUGCGAGUUGCAUUCGCAGACAUGCCAGACAUGCCCCGAGAGCUCCCAGAGAUCCCAGACGGAAUCAGCGAGCGGCGCAGACAGCACAUAGAACAGCGUGAUGGCCGAGACCAGACUCCCCCCGUACCACCACGGCCACAGAGCCGAUUGAGAUCCGUUCAGAACGCCCGCUCACAAGAGAAACUCCCCAGUCUUCGAAGUCCACGAAACCUCAACUAUCAGCCUAGCGUCCGGUCAUCAAGAUCCGGCUCUAUCUUCAACGAUGCGCCACAUAUGCCACCCCCCGAAUCAUCCUACAUCCCGUACGGAGUGCACAUGAACGAUGGUUCACCUCAACGACCAUGGACACCUUCAUCACGCAUGUCGGAUUUCACAAGGUCCGACUUCUCGAGGCCCCCUCCAUCAAACGACAUGUAUGAGCCAUCUGAUCUCAAUGGAAGUCCUCGACCAGGGACCCCUUCUUCCAGAUAUGGCGGCAGCCCACGGCGGCCACUCCCUCCAGCACCGCUCUUCUCAACAAACAACAACUCCAGAAAUAUCCCACCUUUUGCAGACGAUGCGACGGUGUCUAUUCCCCUGCACAGUGAUAUAGAUGACGAUGUGUUUGGACCUGAAUCAGACCUCAGCGACGCGAGGCCUCACCCCGUGGACCGGGCCUCAUACCUUUCAUCUGAUUCUCAAAGUACACUACACGAGACACACUCAGACUACGACAAGUUUGAGCACUAUGGCCCGGCUCCAGAUGGCGCCCAAGAACGACGAGGUGUUCGCGCACCCCAAAUGUCGAGGAAGGAAGUGCAGCUCAUCAACGGUGAGCUGGUGCUGGAGUGCAAGAUUCCCACCAUUCUCUACAGUUUCUUGCCACGACGAGGCGAGGUUGAAUUCACCCAUAUGCGAUACACAGCUGUGACAUGCGAUCCCGACGACUUUGUCGAGAGAGGGUACAAGUUGCGACAGUCGAUUGGAAAGACUCUCCGAGAGACUGAGCUGUUCAUCUGCAUCACCAUGUACAACGAAGAUGAGAUCGGCUUCACUCGCACCAUGUACGCUGUCAUGAAGAACAUCUCACAUUUCUGCUCCCGGUCUCGAUCCCGUACCUGGGGUGAGACGGGGUGGCAGAAGAUUGUGGUCUGUAUCGUGUCAGAUGGCCGUGAAAAGAUUCACCCUCGUACGCUCGACGCCCUUGCUGCCAUGGGUGUCUAUCAGCAUGGUAUCGCAAAGAACUUUGUCAACAACCGAGCCGUUCAGGCGCACGUGUACGAGUACACUACCCAGGUCUCUCUCGAUUCCGAUCUCAAGUUCAAGGGUGCCGAGAAGGGCAUUGUUCCUUGCCAGAUGAUCUUCUGUCUCAAAGAGAAGAACCAGCGUAAGCUCAACUCGCACCGAUGGUUCUUCAACGCCUUUGGCAAGGCCCUCAACCCCAACGUCUGUAUCCUACUGGAUGUGGGUACUCGUCCUGGUGGCACCUCGCUCUACCAUCUCUGGAAGGCCUUUGAUACCGACUCGAACGUUGCCGGCGCUUGUGGAGAGAUCAAGGCUAUGAAGGGCAAAAUGGGUGCCAACUUCCUGAACCCCCUUGUGGCGUCCCAGAACUUUGAGUACAAGAUGUCCAACAUUCUUGAUAAGCCCCUCGAGUCUGUCUUUGGCUACAUUACUGUGCUUCCCGGUGCUCUCAGUGCCUACCGUUUCCACGCGCUGCAGAACGAUGAGACUGGACAUGGACCCCUCAGCCAGUAUUUCAAGGGUGAAACGUUGCACGGACAACACGCCGAUGUCUUUACAGCCAACAUGUAUCUGGCUGAAGAUCGUAUUCUUUGCUGGGAGUUGGUCGCCAAGCGAGGCGAGAGAUGGGUCUUGAAGUACGUCAAGGGAUGUACUGGUGAGACUGAUGUGCCUGACACGGUCUCGGAACUCAUCUCGCAGCGUCGACGAUGGCUCAACGGUGCCUUCUUUGCCGCUGUCUACUCCCUCGUCCACUUCAAGCAAAUCUGGUUUACGGAUCAUACUGUGUUUCGCAAGGUGCUUCUGCACAUCGAGUUCUUCUACCAGUUCAUCCAGCUUCUCUUCACAUUCUUCUCUCUGGCCAACUUCUACCUCACCUUUUACUUCGUCGCAGGCGGUCUAACAGACCCCAAAGUCGAUCCGUUUGGACACAAUAUCGGCACCGUCAUCUUCCAUAUCCUGCGGUACGCUUGCGUUCUCCUGAUAUCGACGCAGUUCAUUUUGUCCCUCGGCAAUCGACCCCAAGGUUCUAACAAACUGUACCUCUCGAGUAUGAUCAUAUACGGAGUCAUCAUGGUCUACACGACUUUUGCUACGAUUUACAUCAUUGUUCGACAGCUCACGUCAAAGGACGAUGAGAUAGAGAUGGGUAACAACGUCUUUACAAACCUCAUCGUAUCCAUCCUAUCAACCAUAGGAAUGUACUUUAUCAUGUCGAUCAUAUACCUCGAUCCUUGGCACAUGAUCACCUCAGCAGCACAGUACUUCGUCCUGCUCCCCAGUUACAUCUGCACGCUACAGAUUUACGCCUUCUGCAAUACCCACGAUGUUACCUGGGGAACCAAGGGUGACAACGUCAUGAAGACUGACCUUGGUGGUGCCGUUGGUAAGGGUGAAACUGUCGAGUUGGACAUGCCCAGCGAGCAGCUCGACAUUGACAGUGGUUACGAUGAGGCUCUCCGCAACCUCCGUGACCGACUUGAAGUUCCCGAAAACCCCAUGAGCGAAGCCCAGAUGCAGGAAGACUACUACAAGAGUGUCCGCACAUACCUGGUGCUGACCUGGAUGAUUUGCAACGGUAUUCUCGGCAUGGCUGUCUCGGAGAUUUACAGUGCCAAGGGUAUUGGCGAGAACUACUACCUACGCUUCCUCCUCUGGUCUGUCGCUGCCCUGGCCGUCUUCCGUGCCAUUGGUUCUACCACAUUUGCCGUCCUUAACGUCGUCAACAUGAUAGUGGAGGGCCGAGUGCGGUUGAGCCUGAAGGCGCCCCGAUGGAUGGGUGGCCUCAAGGAGAGGUUCAACGACAAGAUGAGCAGCGUAUCGAGUAACUUGCGAAGCUGA